Molecule: messenger RNA, 1020 nt
Organism: Trichoderma asperellum CBS 433.97
Lineage: Eukaryota; Fungi; Ascomycota; Sordariomycetes; Hypocreales; Hypocreaceae
Molecular function (GO): oxidoreductase activity, acting on the CH-OH group of donors, NAD or NADP as acceptor
Source: RefSeq, a predicted model, not a curated record
AUGGCUGGCGAUCUCGUCCUUCUCACUGGCAGCACUGGUAUGAUUGGCUUCAGAACGCUUGUUGAAGCCCUCCAGACCGGUUAUAAAGUCCGCGUCGCUGUCCGCAACCAAGCUGGCUUUGACCGCAUCACAUCACUCAAGCCUCUUGCCCCUUAUGUCUCAAACCUAGAGAGCAUUAUUGUUCCUGAUAUUACCGUUCCUGGGGCCUACGAUGAAGCCGUCAAGGGCGUCAAAUAUGUCGUCCAUAUUGCUUCCCCACUAGUCAUGCCAGUUGAUACCGAAGAGCUCUUUCAAUCUGAGGUUAUUCAGCCCGCCAUCCGGGGCACAGUCGGUGUCUUGGAGGCUGCAAACAAGGUGACCGGCAUCGAAAGAAUUGUAAUUACUGGCUCCAUCUUGUCCGUCGCUUCUUUCGAGACCAUGGCUAGUGGAACUGCGAUCGACGAGAAAACCCGCGCCGUUAACACCACGGGGCCCUAUGGAUCUGCUAUCAACGCCUACCAAGUAUCCAAGGCUCUAGCUUACGAGGCUACCACCAAAUUCGUCGCCGAGAAAAGGCCCGCUUUCUCUGUCGUCAACAUCAUGCCAGUCUUCGUCAUUGGUCGCGAUGACACUGUCACCGACGCUUCAAACAUCGCCAAGGGCACCAACGGCUUCCUUAUGGGCCCCAUUCUUGGCCAUGCCCAAGAACAGCCUCUGGUUGGCGCAGUCGUUCACGUCGAUGACGUUGCUAAGAUGCACAUCCAGUCCCUGGACUCGUCCAUUGUUAAGAGCAACGAAGAUUUCAUCGCAUACGCACCUCCAACAAUUGACUGGGCCGAUUCGUUUGAGAUUGUCAAGAGACGCUUCCCAGAGGCUUAUGCUGAUGGCGUCUUCAAAUUCGAGUCUGUUCCCCGACCGAUCACAGCUCCAGUCAAUAUCGAUUCAUCCAAGGCUCAGAAGACUUUUGGCUCGUUCAAGUCAUUCGAAGAGCAAACAGUCUCUGUUGUGGAGCACUAUCUCGAACUGAUCGGUCGCAAAUAG